Molecule: messenger RNA, 12759 nt
Organism: Schistocerca cancellata (South American locust)
Lineage: Eukaryota; Metazoa; Arthropoda; Insecta; Orthoptera; Acrididae
Gene: trx
Product: histone-lysine N-methyltransferase trithorax
Exons: 14
Coding region: 57-11381 (3774 amino acids)
Biological process (GO): positive regulation of DNA-templated transcription
Cellular component (GO): histone methyltransferase complex; nucleus
Molecular function (GO): sequence-specific DNA binding; histone H3K4 methyltransferase activity; protein binding
Source: RefSeq, a predicted model, not a curated record
UCUACUUCGUUAUGUAGAGAAACAAGGUUUGUUUGGAGCGUAAAUGGGUGUCAACCAUGGGCAAAUUCCCCGGCAAGCCAUCAAAAACGUCGACGCGGAAGCGAAUUAAAGUGUCGGAGUGUGUAACGGAACUAGUGAACGAGUCAGUCAGGGCCGCUCAAGUGAUAUAUUAUGGCCUUACUGUGUUUAACGAAACUUUUGGAAACGAGGAGCAGGUUAUUGACUUUCGUGGAUUCACACAUCAACAAGUCAAGGAAGCAGUAGAAAAUGCGAGGAACUUCCAUAAAAGAAGAAAGUCAACUGAUGGUGAAAACAAAGAUACUGCUAAUUUUAUUAAUAAAUUUGAAAGUGAUCUAAAGGAGAUUGGGUUUAGUGCAAAGUGCUGUGAUGGGCAAGGGAAAUCUGAUUCAGAUAGCCUUGUGGUUGAUAGUGAAAAAUGUUUUGAUGGUGGUGGCAAAAGAAAUUCAGUGAUUGCCGUUAGACGUAUGAAACGAAUGAGGAAGUAUGACGGCAGGACGAGGAAUCCACCCUCUGUGAAGAAUGUGAUGGCAAGGAAACUUUUGCGUAGGGCAAAGAAAACAUCUAGUACAACUCCAUUGGCUGUCGAUAAUUGCCAGCAAGAAAAGGGCGCAUCAGGUGCAUCUCGAAAGUUUGUGCUUCCUAGUCACAGCGCUCAUUCUUCUCGUGUGAUAAAACCUAAUAAGAAAUUUAUAGAUAACGACGCUGUUACUUCUGAAACCUCGACUGGUUUAUCUCCUCCAGUAGAUCUUAAGAAAUCUAAGAGUGUGUCUAGUGAGUCUCUGAAUUCGGACAUUCCACAAUCGGUUAAGUGUUUGAGUACAGUGGAAAACAAACAGUCAGAUUCAAGUGAUGUCAAAAAAGCCUUGUGCAACCUUCGAACUGCGAAUGUGAGAAGGGAAAGUGCAUCCGGAAAUACUGUAGAUUCCUCAGGCCUUAUAUUGGAAGGAAAGCGCAAGUGGAAACCUUCAUAUAAAUUAGGUCUGCAGUUGAACUGGUACGGUGGUACAGCUGAUGGUGAUGAUACUGGCAGAAGAAGAGUGAAACAAGAUGAUAAAACCGAAAGCUCUGCACGUUGUCCAGAAAAAACCACCUCCCCUUCCUCUACAACAAUCAGUGCCAGUGUAGCCGAUUUUGAAAUUCGAAGUGAUGAAAAACAAAGUAGUACUUUUUCUAGGUCGCCAGGUAAAGUGAUUUUACGGCAGGCACGUCUGAAGCUCAACACACAAUCGUCGUCGGUAAAUGACGGUCCAUUCAGUCAUGGCUAUGGUGCAGGUGGGGCACAUUUACCAGAAACAGUGGAAUGUGGGGUCUGUGGUGCUGUUAGAUUUUAUCGAUUUGUAAAACAGGCCCGCAAAUUUGGAAUAUUCAGUUGUGAGUCAUGUCGAAAGUUCAUUUCUAAGAUGAUCAAGAGACAGUCCUCUCUGAAAGGAAGUUCAUCACCUUUGGAAUGUCACAAAGGCAAAGGAAUGUGUUCUGUCCCGCCAAUUGUCAGAAGCCAACAGUGGAAAGCUGGUCGUGGUACACUGGUCAGGUGUAACUACAAAGCUCGUUGCCCUGCUUGUUGGUUGAAAAUGUGUCUGAGAUCUUUCAAGAUGCCUGAGGACAUCCGUGGGAGGCUGCAGUCUCUUCUACCACGUGCAAUGCAGGAUAGCUUGGAAACUAUUUCUGGUCAGCUGCUGUUGAAUCCAGAGGAAACUGCAUUACCAAUUGCAGAAAGAAGAAGUGAAUCAGACUACAGCAGCAAAAGACUUAGGAGAAGACUGAAACUGCAACAAAAACAAACAUUGAGACUGCUCAGAAAGGAUGAUAAUGGCAAGCAAAAUGGAAAUACUAAAUUGAACACUUCAGUUACACAUUCGAGAAACAGUAUUAGAGUUUCAAAAUUCCUUAGAAGGGCAGCAAGUGGCUUAAACCAUACGGAAGAUGCAGCUGGUGAUACGAAUCGCAAAGUGAUCACACGCAAGCGAAAGAGAAGGAAGUAUUUGCUGAGGAGAAAGAAGUCGGAAACAACGAAUGAGAAGAUUAGCAGUGAGAAAUCUGCUCCCGAACAACGUCAACGAGUUGAUCUGAAAGGUCCUCGUGUGAAACAUGUUUGCCGAAGUGCUUCUAUUGUUCUGGGGCAACCUCAGGCAACAUUUCCAACAGUUAAGACUAGUGGUCAAUCAAAGAAGCGAGAUGCAGCUAAAGGAUUGGGCGUUCCACCACAUCAUCCUGAGCUACCUGCAACUGAAGAUGAUGGAAGAAAGUCAAACGAAAUACAGAAGAACCAGCCAACAGCAAAGUCAGGAGUAGAAGAAUCGGACUCUACAAAAUCAUCGACACAUGGAUCAUCGGUGAUACAAGAUGAUAUUCCUUCAUUAGUUUCAUCAACUUCUUGCAGAAAAGUGGACAAAUUUCUUUCAUCAAAUCAUUCAAUGACUAGGUUGCAUACCUUGCCUCCUGCUAUGGGGAAGGAUAGGUCACAGGAAUCUUCCCAUCAGAUGACCAUAGACUUUUGGGAGAGCUAUGACCCAGAUGAGGUUUGCAAUACUGGAUUUGCUUUAAUUGCGUCUGAACCAUUCCCAGUACGAGCAGUUUGUUUUCUUUGUGGAAGUGCUGGUCAAGAACAACUUAUCCACUGUGCCUCAUGUUGCGAGCCAUACCACAGAUUCUGCCUGGAAGACGGCCUUCGUGAUCCAAACAUAAAAGCAUUUGGCGGCACCUCACUGUCAAACUGGGUGUGUCAACGCUGCACGGUGUGUUCAGUGUGUGGUAAUGGGCAAGGACAGCAGCUCAGCUGUCAGCGUUGCCAUCGCACUUACCAUACAGAUUGCCUGAGUGGUCGACGACUCCACAGUGCCGAUAGACCAUGGGUUUGUUCAACAUGUCUCCGAUGCAAGAGCUGUGGUACUGAAAAUGUGACUAAUUUUGUGGGUAACAUUCCACUCUGUAAAGCAUGCUUUAAACUGCGACAGAAAGGGAACUAUUGCCCUUUGUGCCAGCGUUGUUAUGAAGACCAUGAUUAUGAUACCAAGAUGAUGGAGUGUGUGAAAUGCAAUUGCUGGGUCCAUUCAAGAUGUGAAGGACUUUCAGAUGAAAAAUAUCAUAUACUCAGCUACCUUCCAGAUACUGUAGAAUUUAUUUGCAGGAAGUGUUGUGAGAAGCCUCCUGCUCCAUGGUGGUAUGCUGUUGAAGAAGAGAUGAAAGCAGGAUACCUAACUGUGCUGAAGUUACUGAGCAAAAAUCGUAAAGCUUAUUCGAUGCUCAGAUGCAGUCCAAAGAAACACUGUGAAUAUCAUCCCAAUUUAAUAGAUGAUGAUAACAUAAAUACACAUUCGGAUCCCACUGCCAUUGGAAAUAUGUGCUUGGGUGAAAAGACUGACUCAAAUUGUGAAGACAACACAUUUCUCAGUAUUACAGAUCUGCAUGUUGAGAAUGUAGAAUACAGUGUGGAAGUAAAAACGACGUAUGAAGUUGAUGAUGACAACAACGAAUUUUUGGCAGAUUCAAAACGUGACAAUAUCUGUGCCAAAGAUCAGAGAUUGUCAAAUCGUGAAUAUAAUUUGCAUAAUAGCUGUUCAGAAGAAAAAUGUUUUCCUCACUCCCAAGGGCAAACUGUUGUACCAUACCUGUCAGAAAACUCUCUUAGACUUUGGCGAGAGAAAUAUAACUUAAAAGAAUGUUCUGUUCGUGUAAAGGACUGUGUUUCCAAGGACUUGCAAAACUCACUUUUCCCAGUUAAAGUUGAUGUUCAGUGUACAGAAUUAUCUGAUACCUGUGCCUUCGAUACUACUAAAUCGCCUUCCAAAGUGCAUCAGGUUUCACUUGCGACACCUACAAGUGAUUCUGGCAUUAGCAGCACUGAUGAAGAAUUGAAAAUUUGUGGGGGAAAUGAUGCAGAGGAGCUGAAGGAACAUGCAUUAUCAUGUUUGGGUUUUGUAGCUUCCAGCCGUUUGCUGUCAUUAGAACAGUGUAGCAGCAGCAGCAGGAGCUUUGAAAAUUUUACUGAGACCAGUUCCAAGAAAUUGUGCAGUGAUGAUAUACCAAAGGAUGAGUUCUUUGAAUGCAACUGUUUGGAAAAUUUGAAACACAAGUCAUCCUUAACAUUUCUGUCUGUAAAAAAUAAAGUUAAUUCCAGUGAGUACACAUCAGUUCUGCAGUUUCAUCAGGAAAUGGAAGACAUCCUAAAUAAAUCUCACUGCUCUGAUUUACUUCAGCUAUAUUAUCAUAAUAUGCAGGAAGUUUUCCCAUGGUUUAAUCCUAAAUUUUCACGUGUUUCAAAUAAUCCUGUUUCUGAACGUAACUCACAACCAAGUAAGAGGAGAAGAAUCAUUUCAGAAAAAUCUGGCAGUGAUGAUCAUAAUAGUUCAAUGGAAGUGUCAAUAUUGGAUGAUUCGUUUCAUGCUGUUCCUGAUAAAAUGUUAGGGAAAUCCUUAGAUGAUUUCUACAGUGGGUAUUCUGUCCAGGAUAAUAGAGUUUGUGUCCUUUGUAAAGGUGUUGGUGAUGGGUUGCCCGCUGAAGAAGGCAGACUUUUGUACUGUGGACAGAAUGAAUGGGCACACACAAACUGUGCUCUGUGGUCAGCAGAAGUGUUUGAGGAAAUAGAUGGAUCACUACAGAAUGUUCACAGUGCAAUGUCUCGAGGGCGUCAGAUACGAUGUGAUCAUUGUGGAAAAAGAGGUGCAAGUGUAGGAUGUUGCACACGAAAUUGUCCAGAAACCUUCCAUUUCCCCUGUGCGAGGAAAGUGAAUUGCACUUUUAUGGAUGACAAAAAUGUUUUCUGCCCAUCCCAUGCAAAAGGUGCCACUGGUAAAGUUCUGCACAAUGAAUCAGAUUUUGAAAUAUGCCGCCCAAUUUACGUGGAACUAGACCGUAAAAAGAAGAAGUUUGCUGAACCUAAAAAGGUUAGGUUAAUGAUUGGUUCACUUUCAGUUGAAAAUAUAGGAGAAUUUGUUAGUGAAGUUUCUGAUACUCCAGAGGCUAUUAUACCAAAUGGGUUUUCAUGUACAAGAUUAUUUUGGUCUUCGAUAGAACCAUGGAGAAUAGUUCGAUAUCACAUUAAAACUGUGCUAUGUAAUAAAAACGUACCUCAGUCUCCUGACUGUGGAAAAAACAUGACUGUAGAUCAUAGUCAAGAAAGGCAUGUAGUUGAGGAAAAACUAAAUGAAAUUUCCAAAUGGAGACAUGAAAUUAAAUCAAAUGACACAAAGAAUCUGAAAGAUAACUCAAAAUUAUCUUUUAAAAUUAAUCAGAAGAAAUUUUCCAAAUUUAAAAGGCGAAUUCCUUACCGCAAGUAUCAGAAUAAGCGAAAGUGUCAUUCACUUGAUGAUAAAAUUGUUUAUCAGGUUGUCAAUUACAUGUUAGACAUUGUGAGCAGUAAAGAUGUUGAUGAGAAUUCACUUCAUGACUCACAAAAUGCAGCUGAUCUUUUGCCUCCUGAACUAAAAGAAGCUAUUUUUGAAGAUCUGCCUCACGACCUUAUAGAUGGCAUUUCAAUGCAGGAUAUAUUACCGAAGCUGAUGAUAUAUGAAGAAAUGGGAGCUAUGGAGAAAAGUGAUGGAUUUUAUGGGAAUGAUCCAUCAGUGACAGAAAAAGAAAUUAGUAGUACAGAUGAGGCUAAUCUCGUAAAUAAUCACCAUAUGGGAAACACCAAAAAAACUGGUUUUCUAGAAGUGAGUGUGCAAGAUCAAGAUGAUUUGUGCCACAAGAGCACUCUUUCAAAGCAAAAGUCUGCAGAGAAUGCCGGUUUGAGUAAAAAUAAAGUACAACGAACUAAGAGAAUGAAACUGAGAAGAACAAAGCACAAUAAUGUUGUCGACAUUACAUCUGAUGAACCUCCUAAAAGACGGAAACGAGCGUGUAGUACGACAUGGAAUUGUAAACCUGAUGGCAACUACUCUUCGGCAUACAAAAGACGGAAAUUAUCUCACACCGUUGGAAGGAGUGUGUGUGAAAAUCCUUUCGUUGUUCUUGUUGAUUCAGAUGCAUCACAUACUUUGCAGGAAUUGCGCUUGCCAGAAUGUGUUCACGUAACACUUUCAAGAUCACCGCCGUCGGGUGUUUCAUCUACUGCAACUGAGUCACCUGCAGAACUCAAGUGCGGAGUCGAUGAGGAGUCGCCGUCGGACAGCAGUAAGGGGAAAGUCACACUCACAAAGGAAGAAGGGAAGGAAAACAAAUUCCUACCUUGGAACGGCCGCCCACAAACACGAUUCCUCCAAUUAGAUGGUACUGUCGAUCCCUUGAGUAGCAGUGGCAGUGAAGGUGGUCGAUCUCCUCGUUCUGAUGAUGAAAAACUGUCAGACUGUGCUUACGAAGCAAGUUCCUCAUCAUUGAGAAGUUGUGGCCAAUGUCAACAUUGCAGUUCAGAUUUUAAUUCUGGAGGUAAUUUUGGAGCUGUUUGUAACUGUAGCUCUAGCUCAAGCCAGGCGCACGGAAAGAGUUGGUACAAGACAUAUGAUACUGAAGAAGAGCCAGUGCGCUGCACUCAGUGUCGCUGUACCUACAGGACAAAGAAAAGUUUUGAGCGCCAUUUGUCAACAUGCUGCAAUGAUUUUAUGCUUUCGACAAGUGAAAGUGAUUCAGAAAAUACACGCUCUAGUGAGGAAGAAUGCACCAAAAAGCAGCACUUUGAUACAACUGAAUCUUGUUGUAAUGUAGGUGAAAGUGUUCUGGGAGAGACUGAUGCCACAGAUUUGUCUAUGCGGAGUGAAAGUGUUGAGUGCUCUGCUACACCUCCUCAGAACUCACCUGUACUUGAAAGACUGAAAUCGAAGUCAUCCUCGAAGUUUGAAGUUGAGAGUAAUGUGGUCGACGGGGUGAGUACCCAUACGUCGAUUGUAGAUACAGAUCCGCAUUAUCAACAGCAUCUGUGUCAGGGUAACAGCUAUAUCCAGGUUCAGUCGAGUCAACAUUCUAAUGCACCAGCAGUAAUAAUGCAGCAGGUACCAUCUCCGAGCGUUGUUCCUACAUUUAUUGAAGCUUUCCAGCAACAAACAGGACAGAACUUACAGCUGGUUGCAACUAUUGAUACACAUACUAAUGGGUAUAACAAACAACAGUUUGUCAGUGCAAAUCCUUUAGUCUCAGGAAAUUACCCUGUUCAGGCACCAGAGAGUUUUGUAAGGCUUCCCUUAAUGCCUAAUGUCCAGUCACCAGCUCCCCAUUCUGCAUUUCUUGGGACAGUACUUCCUCCCACACAGCAAAAUGCGGUUCAUUGUGUUUCGGCAGAGCAGACAAUGAUUGGUUGUACACCAUCUUUGGACAUGUAUGGGACACAGCCAGGAGGAAUGUAUUUAGCUGGACAGCCUAUGUAUAUUUCAAAUUACGAGACAGUAGUCAGUAAUACAGUUAUGUCUUCGAGCCAACUUGUCUCUGCUGCUCUACCUGGUGUGGUUGCUGCGAGUAGCAGUUUUUCGGCAACUACGACACAAGUGUUUCAGGCUAGCAAAUUAGGAUCUGUAAUUGAAUUAACAUUAGAACCUGUUGUGGAAGUCCAACCAAGUUACCUUAUUAUUAACCAACAAACUCCUAUUUCAAAUUCUCCUGUUAGAAAUACAGAGUAUGUAAACUGCCCACCUUCGACUGUCAACAUGCAAGUGCCUUCGUAUGAUCACUCUUUCUUGCCAGUUCAACAAGUGUGCACAGAAGAUCAAGCUGUUCAGUACCCUGAAUCAUCUAGCACGUGUACAUCAGUUACGUUAAAGACAGUUAUGAGAAGCGAGAAUCGCAGGCGAACAAUCCCUGAAAUGACAAAGAUUGUGACACCCAGAUGUGCAAGCACCAGUGUUGAUGUGGCCCCCGAAAUGUCUAGUGUUGUGACUCCUAGGUGUGUGAACAGUGGUGGGCAUACGUAUUUUGAAAUGUCAAAGGUCAUGACACCCAGAUGUGUGAGCAAUAAUGGUAGCCCAAAUUCUGAAUUUCCAAAGAUCAUGACACCUAGACGUGUGAGCAGUAGUGUUGGCACAGAUCAUGAAUUUCCAAAGAUCAUGACACCUAGACGUGUGAGCAGUAGUGUUGGCACAGAUCAUGAAUUUCCAAAGAUCAUGACACCUAGACGUGUGAGCAGUAGUGUUAGCACAGAUCAUGAAUUUCCAAAGAUCAUGACACCUAGACGUGUGAGCAGUAGUGUUGGCACAGAUCAUGAAUUUCCAAAGAUCAUGACACCUAGACGUGUGAGCAGUAGUGUUAGCACGGAUCAUGAAUUUCCAAAGAUCAUGGCACCUAGAUGUGUGAGCAGUAGUGUUAGCAUAAAUCCUGAAUUUCCAAAGAUCAUAACACCUAAAUGUGUGAGCACUGGUGUGAACACAUCCUUUGAUAUGUCAAACGAUACAAAACCUGAAUUUCCUAAGAUCAUGACACCGAGAUGUGCUAGCACAAAACCUGACUUUCCAAAGAUCAUGACACCAAGAUGUGUUAGCACAAAUUCUGAAUUUCCAAAGAUCAUUACACCUAGACGUGUGAGCAACUUUGUUAACGCCGAUUCUGAAUUUCCGAAGAUCAUUACACCUAGACGUGUGAGCAACUUUGUUAACGCCGAUUCUGAAUAUCCGAAGAUCAUUACACCUAGACGUGUGAGCAACUUUGUUAACGCUGAUUCUGAAUUUCCGAAGAUCAUGACGCCCAGACGUGUGAGCAACUUUGUUAAUGCCGAUUCUGAAUUUCCGAAGAUAAUGACACCCAGGCGCGUAAGCACUGGUGUCAACACGCCCUAUGAUAAAACAAAGAUCAUGAAUCCUAGACUUGGUGCCCACACACGUUUUGAAAUGGCAAGGAUUAUAACACCUAGAUGUGUGACCAGUGGUGUUAACACGAGUCCUCCUGCGUCACCUGUCAGAAAUGCUUGUGACAAAUGUUCAGGCAAGUCACAGUCUGACCGUGAGGACUGCCUUAUCCAAGCAGAGCAGCAGCUGUCUGAAAACAGUGGACAUCAGAUAUUCUGCACAUGUCUGCAAUCUAAUACCACUAUCCUUACAAAGCGUGCAGAAUCAGUGUCAACAAGAAAGAAAAACCAAAUUUGCUGUUCAUGUGUGUAUUGCUAUGCAUUUGAUGUUUGCUGUGCAUGUAAGAAGCGCUGUGAGGCAGCAAUAGGAGGACAAGUGCUGACGCAUGUAGUAACGGAAGACGGAGCUCUCAGUUUUAAUCAAAAAUCUUCGGAUAUUCCAGCACAUCUGACAAAUAAUCCUAGCGAAUUGUGGGUAAUCAAUAGAGAACUUGACCACAGUCUAGAAGUUAGCACAGAAUGUAAUGAACCAAAAUGUAUUGCUAAUUUGCCGAAUCGAGCAAUUAGCUAUAACCACAAUCCUUCCUCUAAAGAUCAACUUUGCAAUAAUGAUACGUCCACGUUCAAUACGUCAGCACCUACAGUCAUCAGUAGACGCCCUGGACACAAAGUAACAGAAUCUCCCUGCAAGAGGGAAACACUGUCACAUGGAAAAUACAAAAGAUUGGCUACUAGACAAACCAGUCCAGUUAACGAUAAUUCAGUUGAAGAGCCAGAUAAAGAAGGGAACGGCAGGUCAGUGUUACACAUUACUGACACAGUCCCACCCUCUAAAACAGUUGUAAACAGACAUAAUAAUAUCAAAGUUAAAGCUAGUAAUUUGUCUGACAAAUUAUCUUCAUCAAAACCUAUUUUGCAAAAGCAGGGAAAGUUCAGUACAUCUCCAACAAAUGACGAAAGCCGUAUUUUGAAGCUGCAGAAUGUUAAAUAUGUUGAUGUCGUGGAAAAUGAUACCUUUGCAGAAGCUGUACUUGUGAACAGAGACGAGGAGGAGGAUGUAGAGUGUACCUCUGGAAUCAGCUUGGACCGUUCUCUGAAAAGAAAGCCUUCAUCAGAAUGUAAUACUUCUGUCAGCAGCCCACAAUAUGAUGAACAGAAUGUGGCACGACUGCACACUCAGACAAAUUGUCCAGAAGAGAGUAAAUCCUCUUUGACAUGCAACACUGUUCCACAAGUAAAUGCUGAUGUGUCUGUAUAUAGCAGUGACACUGAAAAACAAAGAGCAGCAUCUCCAUUGACAAAAGAUGACUGUGAUGGCAGUAGCUGUGGCGGCAGCGGCAGAAGUGCUACCAAUAACAGGUGCAACUACAUGGAUGUCAGUGAUGAAGAUAAUGCUGGUGAUGCUUAUAGCAGAUUUGGAGCUCAGAGUGACUGUAAUACUGGCGGCAGUAUUGAGAAAGACAGUAGGCCAGAUAUACGUGAGUUGACUACUGAAAAGAAUGUCGAUGACAGUGGUACUAAUGGUUACAAUGAUGAAGAGGAUGACGAUACCGAAUGUUGCGAAGAUGACGACGAGGAGGAAGAGGAAGAAAAUGGUGACAAUGAUUGUGACGAAGGUGACGAGGAUGAGAAUGAAGACGAUAGUGGUGACGAGGAUGAUAAUGGUGGUGAAGACAGUAGGGACACGUCACCACUAUACUGUAAUGGAGAAAAUUCUGAAGAAAAAUCAUCUUAUAUUAUGUAUGAAAUCUGUUCUCAAGAUGGCUUUUGUUGCACUUCAAAAUCGUUUAGUGAGGCAUGGCAGAAAGUGUUUGAUGCUGUUCAGAAUGCUCGAAUUGUGAACAAAAUGCCACCACUACCACAGAAUCCAUUUAGUUUGACGCAGAAAAGUUUACAGAUUCUAGGCUUGAAGCAUAAUGCUGUUAGAUAUCUCGUUGAACAAUUACCAGGAGUUGGUCGAUGUGUGAAAUACAAACCUCGUUACCACAAACAACGGACAUCACGACCAGAGGAUGACUUGGACACUUUGCCACCUCCUAAUAAAAGUGGAUGCAUUAGGACUGAGCCUUUUAAAUCUCGAGGACCUUAUGACAUGUUCAGUUGGCUGGCCUCCAGCCACAGGAACCCUCCGAAAUUUGUGCAACAAAAUGACAGCGAGUUAAUGAGUAACAGGCGUGCAACGAGCUCCAACCUGCCAAUGGCUAUGCGUUUCCGGCAUUUGAAAGGAACAAAUCCAAACAAAGCUGUUGGUGUUUACCAGUCCCAUAUUCAUGGAAGAGGACUGUUUUGUCUUAGAGAUAUAGAAUCUGGUGAGAUGGUUAUAGAGUAUGCAGGUGAAGUAAUUCGAUCAACUCUUACAGACAAGAGGGAGAAAUUGUAUGAAUCUAAAGGCAUUGGUUGCUACAUGUUUAGAAUUGAUGAUCAGUUAGUGGUGGAUGCUACUAUGCGUGGCAAUGCAGCGAGGUUCAUCAAUCAUUCCUGUGAUCCCAACUGCUAUUCUCGGGUGGUGGACAUACUGGGGAAGAAACAUAUUUUAAUAUUUGCACUUCGUAGGAUUCCACAAGGAGAAGAACUGACAUAUGAUUACAAAUUUCCUUUUGAGGAUGUAAAAAUACCAUGUACCUGUGGUUCACGAAAGUGCCGCAAAUAUCUGAACUGAAAUUCUCGUUUUGUGUAUAUGUAGAUAUGUGUGUGUGUGUGUGUGUGUGUGUGUGUGUGUGUGUGUGUGUGUGUGUGUGUGUGUGUUUUUGCUCUCGCGCUCACCCGUGCAUCAAUAUGAGCGUGUGGCUUGAAGACGAGAACAAUUCUCAUAACAAUUUUUCAUGUGCAACGUGUUUGUAAAAGUGGUGACCAAAUAUACUCUUGUGAUAAAAAUUAUUGUGAAAGUGUAGUUCUUAAAGUAUUCUAUUUUAAAAUAUGAACUUUCAAGUGUGUUGUUGGAGGAAAUUUUUGGAAUAUUUUUGAGCUGUGAAAUGUGAUAAAUAUCCAAUGUGACAUUCAUUUUCAGUUCUUUGUUUAAUUUUCUGUGGUUUUUUUAAGUAACUGUAUUCUGAUAUAUAAUUUUGUAUGUUCUGUGUUAAUUGAAAUGGUGUAAUUUCAUCAGUAUGUGAUACUUGUGUAGGUCUGAGUUCCAGUGCAUGUGGGUAUGAACAUAAGUUUUAUUGCCCAGGCUGAAAACUUUGCAUGAACAGGGCAAAUUAUGGCAGACCUCUCCAUAUUUUUAUUUUGCUAAUGCAUUUUCCUGUUAGUCUGUGAGUCAUCAUAUGUGAUUAAAUAAAAGAAGGGACACUGAAAAUUGCUUUUGUGGCAAAUUGAAGAAAUAACCAAUUUUCAUGUGACUGGUGACAGAGUAAUUUUGAACUAAGUAGUCUUGAUAUGGUACCAAAGAUUUCAUGUUGUCUUCAGUCCUGCUCUUAGUAAUAUGUUAUGGUGAUAAUUGUACAUUCAGCCAGGAUGCAUAUUACUGUAAUUGUAUAUGUGUGAGUCAUGUAAACAGCAAAAUUUGUUUUCUAAAUAAUUGUAAGUUUUGACUGCUUUGUUUUUAAAACAACUGUUUAAUUUUGAGAGACUCAAGCCUUUCUGGCAAUGGCUGGGUGGCUACGUGAGGGCUAAUAGCAUAUUUGAAAUAAUUGUCUGUGUUGGAAUUUGACAAAAAAAUUCAUUGGAGACACUGUGUCUCCCCUCUUUGCAAUGUGCCUAAAUGGAAAGUGAGCCACGAGUAUUAGUCAGAAAUAGUAAUUUAAACUGUGAGUUACUGACACAUCAGUAUUUUGAGGAACAGGAUCUGCAGCAGUUGCAUAUUAAUGUAUGUUGACUUCACUAUAAUUUUAUCGGAAUGUAUUGCCAUCUUUACUCAUAUUUUUAAUUAAUGGGACAUCUUGACUGAUUGUAGAUAAAAAGUGCUAAUGCAGCUUGUGUGAUUUAUUUCAUAGUAAGUUAUUAAUUUUAAGCACAUGUGCUGUAUCUGUAACUGGCUGAACAGCUGCCUUAAAACCAUUUAUCAGACACUAAAUAAAUUCUUAAAUUCUGUGCUGUGA